Molecule: messenger RNA, 1296 nt
Organism: Anopheles moucheti
Lineage: Eukaryota; Metazoa; Arthropoda; Insecta; Diptera; Culicidae
Product: maltase 1-like
Exons: 1
Coding region: 293-1294 (333 amino acids)
Biological process (GO): carbohydrate metabolic process
Source: RefSeq, a predicted model, not a curated record
CGAAGAUGAUCUCUUUCGCGAUGAACCUAUGAAGGAUCCAAUGGACUCAUCGAGCUAUGGCUACACGCAUCACAUCUAUACAAAGAACUUGGUAUACAGCUAUAGAGGUCAAGAUUGAAGACGAGCGAGAAAAUAUAAUCAGCACUGCAACUGCUUGUUUCAUCUUCACAGCUGGAAACCUAUGACGUAAUUAGACACUGGCGGAAGGUGUUGGACGAAUUCGUGGAACAAACUGGUUCAGACACCAUGUACGACAGUGAAGUGAGUACCAUGCUACCACGUAGCGUCUGUAAUGACUUUCAACAUUUGCAGCAUUAUGCUCACGGAAGCACACACCAGCAUGGACAUGUUGCUGCGAUUCUACCAAUCUGACGACGGUUCUGAGCAAAGGGCCCACUUCCCGUUCAACUUUGUUCUACUGAGCGAGUUGGACAAGGGUUCCAGUGCGCGUGACUUCAAGUAUGUCAUUGAUCGGUGGCUGGAAAAUUUGCCACGUGGAAAGAUAUCCAACUGGGUGUUGGGAAACCACGAUCAGCCCAGGAUAGGCAGCCGCUACGGUGAGGCGCGAAUUGAUGCGAUGAACGUCCUACUGCUGACCCUGCCAGGGGUGGCCGUCACGUACAAUGGUGAAGAAAUUGGUAUGGUUGAUUAUCGCUAUAAUCCUAAAUUGUCCUGGGAAGAUAGCGUGGAUCCGCAAGGCUGCAAAGCUGGACCCGUAAUGUACAUGUUGAAAUCGCGCGAUCCUCAGCGUACACCGUUCCAGUGGGAUGACACACAUAACGCAGGAUUUUCCGUAGCCAACCGAACGUGGCUACCGGUGUAUCCGUACUAUCGGCAAAACAAUCUACGCAAGCAGCUCGAGCACGACUGGAGUCACUACCGGGUGUACGUGGAAGCUGUUAAACUACGCCGCCAUCGGGCGUUUCGUGAAGGAUCCUUUCGGUCCAAGGCGUUAAGCGAGCAUGUGUUUGGGUUUGUGCGAUACAUCAAAAAUGAUCCUACCGAUAGAUCGUUUUUUAUCGUUAUCAUCAAUUUGAGUGGCGUGGCGGCCGAGGUGGAUCUGCUCGAUUUGUACGAUACGGUAGCGAUGCGGGUGCAGUUGGUAGGGACCGAAUCGCGAUACAAAAUCAACCAACGUGUUAACUCUUCCCGGCUGCCCGUUGGACCGUACGAGUCGAUCAUCUUAGGCAACGAUGCUACAUCGUCUGCGGGAACUGCUGUAAUGGUUUGCUUGAAGCUUAUUUUAGCAAGUUUUUUUAUGGGAAUUUUUUUGAUGAAAAAUAUAUAUAUUUAGUG